AUGGAUGAUUUAAUUGUCUCCCCAUCCUCAUCUUCCUCCAUGGUCUCUUUUCCCACCACUACGACUCCUCGACCUUCUGAUACCAUCCAGCAAAAGCUCCAAAACCUCCUCCAAAACCAGUCCCAACCAUGGGCAUACGCCAUUUUCUGGCAGACCUUCAACGACGACUCCAAUGGCUGUGUCUCCUUGUCCUGGGGAGACGGCCAUUUCCAGAACAACAAUAUUGCUGACCCUGACCCCGACUGCAGGAAGUCUGUUCUCAGGGAAAUCCAGGCCCUCCUUGGACCAGAAAACCGCGACGACGCCGAGUGGUUCUAUGUCAUCUCCUUGACCAGGUCAUUCACCCCAGGAGACGGGUCGGCGCCAGGUACGGCUUUCGGUUCAAACUCUAUGAUCUGGCUAAGUGGGGUGGAUCAGUUCCAGUCUUUCAACUGCGAGAGAACUAAAGAGGCUCAGAUCCAUGGGUUCGAGACCCUGGUUUGCAUCCCCACCCCAAAUGGCGUUGUAGAAAUGGGUUCGUAUAAUGUCAUCGAGGAGUCCUGGAAUUUGGCUCAUCAGGUUCAGUCACUGUUUGGAGGAGGUUCUCUGAAAUUAAAUACCCACAGCGAUAAUCACCAGAAUAUUAUUUCAUUUGCUGAUAUGGUUCUUAUGGCUGGUGGAUUGCAAGAGGAGGAGGGCAUGAACAUGAUAGAAUUCGAGUCGACAACACCCGAUGACCAGAUGUCCAAGAACAUCGGAAAAUUAUGCAUGAACAGGAACACCAGUACUGCUCCAACGACCACCAAUGCCUACCUCGAGACUGCGUCGGAGCAUUCAGAUUCCGACUGCCAGCUGGUUCUUGCCACGUCGACCGAGAAGCGAGUGCAGAAGAAGAAGGGAAAGAAGACAGGUGGGCGAUAUCCUCCGGUUAACCACGUAGAGGCCGAGAGGCAGCGGCGUGAGAAGCUCAACCAGAGGUUCUACGCCCUGCGAUCCGUGGUCCCCAACGUUUCUAGGAUGGACAAAGCAUCCCUCUUGGCAGAUGCCGUCUGUUACAUCAACGAACUGAAAGGAAAAGUAGAGUAUCUUGAAUCUCAGUUGCAUCGUCGUAACAGCACUACCCAAGGCAAAACGAAGAAAGUGAAAUUGGAAUCGGCGGACACCAUAGACAACCAUCACCUCCAAAGCAAUAGCAAUACUUGUAGCUUGUAUCAAACAACUCGAAUGUCAAACAAACCAUCAUCAAGGACUAUAAGUAUGAACAAGACGACGAGUAAGCUUAAUAACUCGAGUAGCUUCGGGGAAGUGGAAGUGAAAAUCGUGGGUGAGGAUGCAAUGAUUAGGGUUCAGUCGGGAAAUGCAGGGUUACCGGCGGCGAAACUGAUGGAUGCUCUGAGAGAAAUGAAAGCACAAAUCCAGCAUGCAAGCAUGUCAUGUGUGAAUGAGAUAAUGCUGCAAGACGUGGUGGUUAGGAUCCCUGAUGCCACCGAUGAAGAAGAACUAAAAUCUGAUCUCAUUCGGAGAUUAGACCGCUAG
Cynara cardunculus var. scolymus (artichoke) is the source of this 1515-nucleotide messenger RNA. RefSeq names its product transcription factor MYC2-like. The coding region runs from base 1 to 1515 and encodes 504 amino acids. The record is from RefSeq and is a predicted model, not a curated record. Gene Ontology annotation, molecular function: DNA-binding transcription factor activity; protein dimerization activity; transcription cis-regulatory region binding. Gene Ontology annotation, biological process: regulation of DNA-templated transcription. Gene Ontology annotation, cellular component: nucleus. Lineage: Eukaryota; Viridiplantae; Streptophyta; Magnoliopsida; Asterales; Asteraceae. The transcript is spliced from 3 exons.